GAGGGACAGCACAUCAAUUAGAUCUUUGCGAGAUCAGACUGACGAUCAGAAGAACAGGGCAGCCCAAAAUACACACAUACACCAGCAAGCAAAACAUACAGAUCCAUUUGAAACUCCGCUUGAGUUCUCACUUGUCAUACGAGAGCCCAGAUCGAUCCACCAUGGCGGAGGGCGCGGUGGCGUUGCUGAUUACCAAGCUCGGUUUUGCCUUAGCAAAAGAGGCAGCAACAUUUGGUGCAUCGCUGCUAUGCAAGGAAGCAUCUGCACUCAAGGGUCUCUUCGGCGAGAUCCGUGAGGCCAAGGAGGAGCUGGAGAGCAUGCAGGCCUAUCUCCAAGGGGCGGAGAGGUUCAAGGACACCGAUGAGACUACCCGCAUCUUUGUCAACAAGAUCAGGGGCUUCGCCUUCGAGAUCGAGGAUGUGGUUGAUGAGUUCACCUACAAGCUGGAAGACAAGCAGGGUGGAUUCAUUAAGAGGAUGAAGAAGAGGGUCAAGCACAUCAAGGUAUGGCGCCAAUUGACAAUCAAGCUCCAAGGUAUCAAGGGCAGGCUUCAUGGUGCAGACACCAGAAAGGUCCGCUACGACAUGAGAGGGAUUGAGAGGAACAAUGGCCACUCUGGAUCUGCUGACCGUUCUCUGAAUCUUGCGAGGGAAGAGGAUCUUGUGGGCAUAAAGGAGAACAAGGACAAGCUGAUGCACUGGCUGGUGGGUGAUUUGGAGGAACCAGGGAGCAAAAUCGCCACUAUUUGGGGAAUGGGAGGUGUGGGUAAGACCACUUUGGUUCAUCAUGUGUACAAGGCCGUGAAGAUGGACUUUAAUAUUUCUGUGUGGAUAAGUGUAUCAAGUAGCUACCAAGUUGAAGGCUUGUUGAAAAAGAUUGCAAGUAAAUUGGGCAUCCCAAUUGCCAACGCAAACGAAAACAGAAGCUUGGUUGAGGUAAUCAGUAAUCAUCUGAAGGGUUCAAAUUAUCUCAUAAUUCUGGAUGAUGUUUGGAAUGUGGAUGUCUGGUUUAAGAUUAGGAUUGCAUUUCCUACAGAAAGCACUGGUCGAUUUGUUAUCACCACUAGAAUUCAGGAGGUAGCAUUGCUGGCAACAAAAACCUGUACAAUCAAGCUCGAACCAUUGGAAAGAGAUUAUGCGUGGCAGUUAUUUUGCAAUGAAGCCUUUUGGAACAAUGAGAACAAAACAUGCCCAGAGGAACUAGAAGACUUGGGUAAAAUGUUUCUGAAUAAGUGUGGUGGCUUGCCAAUUGCCAUUGCUUGUGUAGGCCGUUUAUUGUCAUGCAGGCAUCAAACUUAUAGUCAAUGGGAAAGUUUAUACAAGGAGCUAGAGUUGCAGCUCAGUAAUAAUGUGAGACUCAAUGUCAAUAUUGUUCUGAAAGUCAGCUUGGAGGGCCUUCCAACUGAUCUGAAGAAUUGUUUUCUGCACUGCACAAUAUUUCCAGAAGAUUAUCUAUUCAGAAGAAAAGUGGUAAUCAGGCAUUGGAUAGCAGCUGGAUACAUUAAAGAAACAGGGAGCAAAACAUUGGAGGAAGUGGCAGAGGGCUACCUGAACGAACUUGUAAACAGAAGCCUACUGCAGGUGGUCCAGCGGAAUCCGUGUGGCCGAGUUCGCAGGUGCCGAAUGCAUGACAUUAUCCGUGUUCUUGCUCUCGCUAAAUCAGAAGAGGAAUCCUUCUGUCAAGUUUACAAUGGGUCAAGGCCUUUAUCCACUGAGAACACACGGCGUCUGUCAGUUCAGAAUACAAACAUGGAACAACUGACCCCAUUGUUGUGUGCAACAAGUCUCCGCUCUCUGCAUGUUUUCACGAAUCAUCUGAGUACUGAUUCUCUAGAGGCUUUCCUCAAACCUUUCAACUUGCUGUCAACAUUGGAUCUGCAAGGGGUUAAAAUCAAGAGACUACCCAAGAUAGUCUUCAACCUAUUUAAUCUGCGCUUUCUAGGCCUUCGAGAGACUCUUAUUGAAUAUCUCCCAAAAGAAAUAGGAAGGUUACAGAACCUGGAAGUCCUUGACGCUUACUUUGCUAUGCUAUUGGCGCUUCCAGUGGAAGUGGCCACACUUUGGAAACUGAAAUACCUGUAUGUGGUUACUUUUCCAGCUCGAGCCUACAAGAGUGUUCCUAGUUUUGAUGGUUUCCAGGGGCCUAAGGGUAUCGGCAAUUUGACUGACUUGCUGGCCCUGCAAGCUAUCGAAGCUAGCAGUGAGGUUCUGUGCCAACUAGGAUGUUUGACCAAGUUAAGAACUUUUGGUAUCACUAAAGUCAGGAGUGGUCAUUGUGCAGAUUUGUGUGGGGCGAUCACGAAAAUGGUUCAUCUUAUCCAUGUAGCAAUCACUGCAAUUGAUGGAAGGGAAGUCCUGCAGCUAGAAUCACUUUCCUUACCACCAACUGUUUCGAAACUUGAGAUAGCAGCGCAGCUGGACAAAAGAUUUCUGCCUCAAUUCAUCUCAUCCAUUUCAACACUGACCAACCUCAUUUCUUUACAGUUGGGUUGGUCCAAAUUGUAUGAUGACUCUUUUGCCUGCCUCUUGGGUUUGCCUGGCUUAGUUAAACUUGUCCUUGCUGAGGCUUAUGAAGGAAACGAGCUGCACUUCCCUGCAACGUCACUUCCAAAACUCAAGUCACUACAGAUAUGGGAUGCUCCGAAUCUCAGCAGAGUUACAAUUGAACAAGGUGCGAUGCAGAAUAUUGCUAAGCUAUUUCUCAGAGACUGUCCAGAAUUAAAGCAUCUUCCUGAUGGCAUCGAGUAUCUUAGAACCCUGGAGUACCUGGAGCUGAAGGCUAUUUCUAAAGAGCUGACAUGGAAGCUUCAGCAAAAUGAGGAAUCAAAGGAAUGCGAUGAAGAUUGGAUGAAAAUUAGCCAUGUGAGACGGGUUGAUGUACUUUAGGUGUAAUGAAGUACAGUAGAACAGAGUGAGUGCAGGCAGGGGUUGCUAGUUCGAAAUGCAAAGGUUUUGUAGCACGCUGUAUUUUCAGUUUGAAAUGGUGAAGCACUUAUCCUUUAUUAGUGUUUUGAUCUUUGUUGGGGAUGCCAAAAGCAUGCACGCAUAGAUGUAAUUUGUUCCUUUUUUUUCCAUCAACAAACAUGUCUGUGAAUGCUACAUCUUGUUAUGAGUUGAUGUCAUCUACACAAUGUUUCUACAGUGUAAUUUGCUUUCUUGCAUGAACUUAUUUCUAUGCUGUUGCUCAUCUAGCUUUAUCUUGUUAUGAGUUGAUGUCAUGUGUGCAG
Molecule: messenger RNA, 3226 nt
Organism: Aegilops tauschii subsp. strangulata
Lineage: Eukaryota; Viridiplantae; Streptophyta; Magnoliopsida; Poales; Poaceae
Product: disease resistance protein RPM1-like
Biological process (GO): defense response to other organism
Molecular function (GO): ADP binding
Source: RefSeq, a predicted model, not a curated record